AUGUCGAGCUACGAUUAUGACUUGGUUGUAAUUGGAGGUGGAUCUGGCGGAAUGGCCGCGGCUAAGGAGGCGAUGUUGUGCGGUGCCAAAAAAGUUGCUUUGUUUGACUUCGUGAAGCCAACUGUUCACGGAACCAAAUGGGGUCUGGGUGGCACUUGUGUCAAUGUUGGAUGCAUCCCUAAGAAGCUCAUGCACUACGCAGCAUCGAUGGGUCCUGCGCUCCACGGCGAUGCUCCUCAUUUCGGAUGGAAUAUUGAAGUGAAGGGCCAUGAUUGGAACGCAAUGAUAGAUGCUGUACAACAAUACGUUAAGAAGCUUAACUUCAGCUACCGAGUGGGUUUGCGAUCGAAGAAAGUGGAAUACAUCAAUGCGUUGGGUAGAGUUGAAGAUCCUCAUACUGUCUCUUAUGUCAAGAACGGAGAGACCCAGAAGCUUUCAACCAAGUACAUUUUAAUUGCUGUCGGAGGGAGACCGAAUGUUCCAUCUGAAGAAGAAGUCCCUGGAGCCCAGCAGUAUGCCAUCACGUCUGACGAUCUCUUCUCACUAAAAACCUCUCCAGGGAAAACUCUUGUCGUUGGGGCAUCAUAUAUCGCGCUCGAGUGUGCUGGAUUUUUGACUGAACUCGGAUAUCCUACAACCGUCGCAGUUCGCUCCAUUUUGCUUCGUGGCUUCGAUCGCCAAUGCGCAGAGAAGGUCGGCCAAAUGAUGCAAGAAAUGGGAACAAGAUUUGUUCGUGCGCUCCCAACUCGAAUCACCAAAACAACUUCGGGGAAAUUCCAAGUUGAGUUUAGCGAUGGGCUUCCAACAGAGGAAUUCGAUACAAUUCUCUACGCGACUGGCCGCUUGCCAGAUACACAAUUGCUGAAUCUCGAAGCGGUGGGUGUCAAGCUUGAUGACAAGGGAAAAAUCAUUGCAACGUGCGAGCAAUCCUCCGUUCCCAGCCUGUUUGUUGUUGGAGAUGCUUUAAGCGGAGGACUGGAACUAACUCCAGUGGCUAUCAAAGCUGGCGAGCUCUUGGUUCGCCGUUUGUUCGCUGGAUCAACAGUUCAGAUGGACUACCAUCUGGUGCCAACUGCAGUUUUCACACCAUUCGAAUAUGGAGCUUGUGGAAUGUCUGAAGAAGCAGCCAUUGAGAAAUAUGGACAAGCCAACGUUGAGGUUUACCUUUUCGAAUUUCCAACUCUGGAAAUUGCUGCAGCUCACAGAGCAAAGGUUUUGUCAGCACGGGUUAAUGAAGCGGAUGUGGAAUUGAGCCCAAACUCGCUGACGAAACUCGUUUGUCUGAAGAGUGAGAAUGAGCGUGUUCUUGGAUUUCACUUCGUUGGAAUGAAUGCUGGAGAGAUUACGCAAGGGUACUCUUUGGCUCUAAAAUUGGGCUGCAAGAAGUCGGAUUUCGAUAGCGUUGUUGGGAUUCAUCCCACUGAUGCAGAGUCGUUCCACAGUUUGGCAAUUACAAGAUCCUCUGGAGAGUCGUGGGUUGCUGCGGGAGGAUGUGGAGGUGGAAAAUGUGGCUAA
Molecule: messenger RNA, 1515 nt
Organism: Condylostylus longicornis
Lineage: Eukaryota; Metazoa; Arthropoda; Insecta; Diptera; Dolichopodidae
Product: thioredoxin reductase-like
Exons: 11
Coding region: 1-1515 (504 amino acids)
Biological process (GO): cell redox homeostasis; glutathione metabolic process; cellular response to oxidative stress
Cellular component (GO): cytosol; mitochondrion
Molecular function (GO): thioredoxin-disulfide reductase (NADPH) activity; flavin adenine dinucleotide binding; glutathione-disulfide reductase (NADPH) activity
Source: RefSeq, a predicted model, not a curated record